Messenger RNA from Solanum dulcamara, 2080 nucleotides. RefSeq names its product organic cation/carnitine transporter 7. NCBI's taxonomy places the organism in Eukaryota, Viridiplantae, Streptophyta, Magnoliopsida, Solanales, Solanaceae. The transcript is spliced from 6 exons. Gene Ontology annotation, cellular component: membrane. The coding region runs from base 87 to 1547 and encodes 486 amino acids. The record is from RefSeq and is a predicted model, not a curated record. Gene Ontology annotation, biological process: transmembrane transport. Gene Ontology annotation, molecular function: transmembrane transporter activity.
UUUAUUAACGCCAUUAACGUCUUACUUCUUACAUCGUCUUCGUCAGAUUUGUUCAGCUCUGCUUGUCUCUUUUUAUCUCUUCCCAUAUGAAUGAUGAGAGUAGAACAUACACGGUGGAUGAAGCACUUGUUGCCCUUGGCUUUGGGAAUUUCCAAGUCCUUGUGCUUAUCUAUGCUGGGAUGGGUUGGAUUUCUGAAGCUAUGGAAAUGAUGCUUCUCUCUUUUGUUGGACCAGCUGUGCAAUCAGCUUGGGGUCUUUCUACUCAUGAAGAGAGCUUACUGACUAGUGUGGUUUUUGCUGGAAUGUUCAUUGGAGCCUACUUAUGGGGUAGAAUUUCAGAUAAGUAUGGAAGGAGGAGAGGGUUUCUUAUGACAGCAGUAUUUACUGCAACAGCUGGCUUUCUAAGUGCUUUUUCCUCAAAUUUCCCUCUGCUGAUUAUACUCCGUUGUUUAGUUGGUAUUGGUUUAGGCGGAGGACCUGUUCUCUCUGCUUGGUUUUUGGAGUUUAUUCCUGCUCCUCAUCGAGGCACUUGGAUGGUAGUAUUUUCAGGCUUCUGGACUGUUGGUACAGUUCUUGAGGCUUCACUUGCUUGGACUGUCAUGCCAAGGUUGGGUUGGAGGUGGCUACUUGGCUUUUCAGCUCUCCCCUCUUCACUGCUUCUUUUGUUUUAUGGGGUAACACUGGAGUCACCUCGGUAUUUAUGCAUGAAAGGAAGAAAAACAGAGGCACUUGUUGUUUUGGAGAAAAUUGCGAGAAUGAAUGGUAGAAAGCUUCCUUGUGGUAUUCUUGUCUCUGAUAACCAAAUUGAGCUAGAUGAACAUUUGUCUGUAUCAGAAGAUAAAGAGUUGCUAUCUCCAAGUGCUAGUGGAGAUGUGACACUCGGACAAGUGGAAUCUAGUCAAGGAGGAGUCUCACCACUAGUUACUCUCCUUUCACCAGAGUUAGCUAAGUCAACCAUUCUUUUGUGGAUGGUAUUCUUUGGAAAUGCAUUUUCGUACUAUGGCCUCGUUUUACUGACCACAGAGUUAAGCGGUGGACAAAAUAAAUGCAUACCAGCUGAAUCGCAACUCAAAAAUUCUCAUGAUGUUAGCUACAGAGAUGUCUUUAUAACUAGCUUCGCAGAAUUCCCAGGUCUUAUUCUUUCUGCAGCAACAAUUGACAAACUCGGUCGUAAACUCUCGAUGUCUAUUAUGUUCUUCCUUUGUUGCAUGUUCCUUAUCCCUCUUGUGUAUCAUCAACCUCAAGGAUUAACGACAGGCCUUCUAUUUGGGGCUCGCGCUUGUAUAACAGCAACCUUCACAAUUGUCUAUAUUUAUGCUCCAGAGAUAUAUCCUACAUCCGUGAGGACCACUGGUGUUGGUAUUGCAAGCUCGGUGGGAAGAAUUGGAGGAAUGAUAUGUCCCCUCGUGGCAGUAGGUCUGAUGCAUGGAUGCCAUCGAUCUCUAGCCAUUCUUCUAUUUGAGAGUGUUAUGCUGCUAUCAGGUGUAUGCGUAUAUCUUUUCCCAUUUGAAACAAAGGGUCGUCAAUUGAGUGAUAACGUACCUUGAUCAAAGCUGCCCAACACAUUUACUUGAAUUGAUCAGUCAUUUAUAGCUCAGUUCUUCUUUGAAAAAACUCAUACGAUCAAAACAUGUCGGAUCACACACUCCUAAAUUUCCAAAAGUCUGGUGACUGGAAAUAUCCCCAUGCAUGUUCCUGGUGUUUAUGCUUUUGCCAAAGCUCACGUUGAUAUAAAAAAAAAACUAUUGCGACAUGACCAAACGGACAAAUUAUGGGGAAAUUUGGAAAACAAUCAUCUGAAUUAGGACAGGAAGCAAUAAUGGAGACCACAUUUCGCAUGAAUAUUUUUCAUUCCCAAAUGUCUUUGUUUGAUUCAUUCCACACUUCACAUUGUACUAGGAGCGGGGAAUGUGAACUGGGAAAUUAGUUUUUCAUUUUUCUAUUUUCUUUUAGUCUUUGAGCGUAUUCAAUGUAUACUUUUAUAGUCGUUUUUAGCAUCCCACGAUUAGCGUACAUUUGAAACUUUUGGACAAGAUGAAUUAUUCAUGUAUUAUAUUUUUUAUGACGACGGUAUGUGCGA